Trichosurus vulpecula (common brushtail) is the source of this 2295-nucleotide messenger RNA. RefSeq names its product NOP2/Sun RNA methyltransferase 5 (gene NSUN5). Gene Ontology annotation, cellular component: nucleolus. Gene Ontology annotation, biological process: rRNA base methylation. The transcript is spliced from 10 exons. NCBI's taxonomy places the organism in Eukaryota, Metazoa, Chordata, Mammalia, Diprotodontia, Phalangeridae. Bases 63 to 1445 code for a protein of 460 amino acids. Gene Ontology annotation, molecular function: methyltransferase activity. The record is from RefSeq and is a predicted model, not a curated record.
GUGGGGUGCCGCGGAGUAGGAGCUGGAGGCUGGAGGCCGGAGGCCGGAAGGGGAGAAGGCCCAUGGCGCUGUAUGGGGCUGCAGCCGCGGUACUGUCGGGGGUAGAGGCGCACCAGGGCUCCCUCAAGAGCCUGGUCUAUAGCAGCCGCUUCCAGAACGUCCGGCAGCUGUACGCUCUGGUCUGCGAGACGCAGCGCUACUCCGCCGUGCUGGACGCGGUGAUCCGCAGCGCAGGGCUCCUGGAGGCGGAGAAGAAACUGAAGCCCCACCUGGCCAAGGUCCUGGUGUAUGAGCUGCUGCUGGGCCGGGGGCUACGGGGUGGAGGCCGAUGGAAGCCUGUGCUCUCCAGGCACAAGGCCAGGCUGCAGGCCGAGUUGGCCCGGCUCAAGGUGAAGCGAUGUGUGAGCCGAAAUGAGGAUCUCCUGGAGUCGACUCCUGGGGCCACCCAGGUGGUGCAGCUCCCUCGAUUUGUACGAGUGAACACGCUCAAGACCAACCUCGAGGACACCAUUGAUUACUUGAAGCGUGAGGGCUAUUCCUAUCAGGGCCGUGCUUCUGGACCGGACAAGCUACGGGCCUUACAGGGUAAACUUUUUUUUCUGGAUUCACUGCUCCCGGAGUUACUUGUAUUCUCUGCCGGCACUGACUUCCAUAAGCACCCGCUGUACCAGGCUGGCCAUCUCAUCCUGCAAGACAAGGCGAGCUGCCUCCCAGCCACGCUGCUUGCCCCUCCGCCUGGCUCCCAUGUCAUCGAUGCCUGUGCCGCCCCAGGCAACAAGACGAGCUACCUGGCUGCUCUGCUGAAGAACCAGGGGAAGAUCUUUGCUUUUGACUUGGAUGCUGGGCGACUGGCCACCAUGGCCACAAUGCUGACCAGGGCUGGAGUCUCUUGCUGUGAGAUAGCCAAUGAGGACUUUCUGUCUGUAUCUCCCUCUGACCCACGUUACGGCCGGGUCCAGUACAUCUUGCUGGACCCCUCUUGCAGUGGUUCUGGCAUGGCGUCAAGGCAGCUGGAGGAGCCUGGUGCAGGCAGCCCCAGCCAGGAACGUUUAUGUGCUUUGGCUGGGUUCCAGCGCCGUGCCCUGAGCCACGCACUCUCCUUCCCAGCCCUGCAGCGUGUGGUCUACUCGACCUGCUCUGUGUGCCAGGAAGAAAAUGAGGAUGUGGUUCGAGAUGUCCUGGAGCAGAACCCGGGUGCCUUUAGGCUUGUCCACGCAUUACCUCUGUGGCCCCAGAGAGGCCUCAGCACCUUCCCAGGUGCAGAACACUGUAUCCGGGCAUCUCCUGAAGCCACGCUCACCGGAGGCUUUUUUGUUGCUGUGCUGGAACGGGCAGAUGGGAAAAGCUCAGGUCCAGAACCCCAGUUGCUGGCUGGAGAACUUGUGCCCCGUGUGGCUCCCAAGAAAAAGAAACGACGGCGACAGCAAAAUGCAUUAACGCCAUGAACAUGGGCUGUGCUCCCUGCUUCUCUGUCUUGGGAGCAGCAGCAGGCAGCAGUUCACUUCUCUGGGAUCAGUUUGUGCCUGAGCCUCAAGGGGCACUUCUCUCUGCUCCUCUCCCUAAGGCAGGGAGACAGAGCAAUCCCUUAUUCCUGUGUAAAAAAUCCAGGUCUGCCCUUACCUCCACAGGAAAAAAAAAGACAGGAUGGGACCACUGGAGAUCACAGUUUUGUUUAUUUUUAAAAUCAAUGACAUUAUAAGAAGCAAGGAAAAAAAAUUGCACAUUCACACUAAAUUCCCACCAGACUCAACAGGAACAGUGUCUUACGGAAAGUUUGUCUCCCAUUCCUGUCCGGUCUCGUGCGCAUACCCGCACAGGGCUGAGGCCGCGAGCUGGGUGGGUGUGGGCAGAUCUCUGGGCUGUCUUGGUAACUACAGGCUUCUGGCUGCCACCACUGCCUCUGGAAGGCUGGUUUGACCUGAUUCAGCUUUCCCCCCGGGUCCGAGUGGAACUGAGCAGUAGCUGAGACAGAGUCUUGAGAGCCCUUCCAAUGCCCCUCUCCCACCACCAGAGCUGCUAUCACAGGUGGGAAACCUUGCCCUAGCCACAUUCACAUACAUCACAUUAUUAGAAAGGAAUUAAGUACAUUUUACGUAACGAUUCCCUGGGUGAAAAGGGAGUCUGAGUGAGCCCUUCCUCCCCCAGGCAGUCAGGCUCCCUCCUCCCCCAGAUCUCACACUGUUCAGCUAAUUUCUGGACAACAGCUUUGUACUUUCUCACAGCUUCAAUGAACCAAGCUUGAAGGAAUUCAAAAGGCAAUUUAGCUUAAAUAUAAAAAUAAAUUUUAUUUUGUUA